UAUAUCAAACCUUUGAUUCUAAUAUUAUUCUCUCUGCUAUCUCUGCGUGCUCUGAACGGUCCAUCUAUUCUAAUCCCAGAUCGCAUCAACCAAAUCAAAACUCAACUUUGAAGAAACCUCUCCAACAGAUCUCCAAUGGCUGAAUCUAAAUCAGACCCAUCAAUCACUAUCUCAGAUAAAGAUGUAAAAACACAUGAUCGCCAUCAUAAUGAAAGUCAUGGAUUGCGCAAUGACAUUGAUGAGGACACCCCAAUGAAUGAUGUCAAAGCUCCCAAUGUUUUUGAGAGAAUGCAGGAAGAGAUUGAGGCACUUGUUCAAACAAUUCAUCCAAAGAAAGAAACAAAGACUAGUCAUGACUCAGUUUUGAAUAAAACUGAAACAAGGGAUGAAACUAUAAAGGCAGAGUCAAAACCAGAGAAACCAAAUUCUGUGUCACAAGAAAAGGAUGCAAAGGCACCCAAUCUAAUAGAAAGAGCUAAGGAAGAACUUGAAGCAAUCAUGCACAAGGGGAAGUCACCGCGCCAUCAUCACAAAGAAACUCAUGGAACGAGUGAUGACAUUAAUGAGAACACCCCAAUUAGUGAAGUGAAAGGUCCGAACGUGUUUGAAAGAGCAAAAGAAGAGAUUGAGGCCCUCGUUCAAACAAUUCAUCCUAAGAAAGAAUCCGACGACAAUGUUGUUCACUCACCAAAGAAGGAAGGUGGAUUUCGGAUGUCCGUUGGAAAGGGUUUGGAAAAAGUAUGCUCUCCAUGGGGUCACAAGAGAGAUUGAAGGUAAACUUGUUUUCAAGUGUUGAUUACUUUUGCAUUAUUAAUUUUGCAAGAAAACUAGAUCUGUGAAAUUUUUCUUAAUUAUUGACGGUUUAAAUACUCAUUCGGCUUCGUUAAAAGAUGUAAAUUCAUUGCUUGUUC
Molecule: messenger RNA, 911 nt
Organism: Camellia sinensis
Lineage: Eukaryota; Viridiplantae; Streptophyta; Magnoliopsida; Ericales; Theaceae
Source: RefSeq, a predicted model, not a curated record